AUAAUCAUCCCAAAACCAUCAUAUUAAUUCGAUUUUAACUCAAUGACGUCAUGUCUGCCAUUUAAGAGAAACAAUAGAAGUGAGCGUGGCUCUGAACUGCUGUCAAAUAUCUACAUAGAGCUGCACUAUAUAGUUUUUAGUAGUUAGGGGUUAUGGCGGGAAUGGACUUCUUAAACACUACGUUGUGUUCUGCAUUCUGAUUGGCUGUAGACUUUGUCAGGAGUUCCGUUUCCCAAAUCUCCACACCUUUGAUGGCGAUCAGGUCUUUGUGUUCUCUGAUCUGGACGUGUUUUUCUGAGCUCUGAGGUCGAACCGGGUCCGUCUUAAAGAGCAGCAGCCGAACAUCCUUAAGGCGGAUCGGGUUCACAGCUGUUCUUUGGGCUUAACGGCUUGCCGUACCGUGGCCCACUUCGGUGUCCUGACGGUGACCCUCUGGUCUGGUUCAAGGAGGAGCUGCACGGCGUCAUAUUUCAGCGGGACUGCGGCUCGGAAUAACACGGUUCUGUUCGGUGUUCCGGCUCGGCUGAUCUCGUCGUUACCGGGAAUAACCGGUGGAUGAGGUUCCCGCCCCCGUUCAUUGAGGAAACGAUGCCGGGAUCCUUCACCUCACACUGCAGCCACGAUCCGGUCCCGGAGGAGGUCCGAGCCCUGCAGGUUCUGCUGGACCGGCUGUCCCGGUCCGGUUUGGACCCCUGGCGGCUCCGAGGUAGCGGCGUCAACAUGACCGCGUGCGUGCUCGUUCCCAGCUCCGAGCACGUGGCGGAGAUUGUGGGCAAACAAGGCUGCAGGAUCAAAGCUUUGCGGGCAAAGACCAACACCUACAUCAAGACUCCGGUCCGGGGGGAGGAGCCUGUGUUCCUGGUGACUGGACGGGGGGAGGAUGUGGCGGCGGCCCGCAGAGAGAUCAUCUCAGCCGCCGAGCACUUCACCGCCAUCCGCACCGGCAGGAACCAGAGCGCCGGCGGCGCCCACGACCAGCCCGGACCGACCACCAUGCUGGUCCGGGUGCCGCACAGCUUCGUGGGGCUGGUCGUCGGCCCCAAAGGCGCCACCGUAAAGCGGAUCCAGCAGCUGACCCACACCAGCAUCACCACACCCAGCCGGGACCAGGAGCCCGUGUUUGAGGUCCGAGGCAUGCCGGAGAACGUGGAGCAGGCUCGGGAGGAGAUCCAAGCCCACGUCGCCCUGAGGGGCGGCGCUCCUCCAGAACUGCAGCACGGGAACGACUUUGAUGCAAAUGGAACAGAGACCGGGCUGUGGGCUAGACCCGGUUCUGGAAUGAGUCCCGAGUGGGAGCGGAGCCGGAACUGCUCGUCGUUCUCAGUGGGAAGUUCCUCCACAGACUCUCCGGCUCCGUCACCAAUGCCCAUGGGGUGGUGGUGACCCGGGGUCACUCUGGGGUCUGUAGUGACCCGGGAGGAGAUUCUGUAGAACUACUGCUCAGUCCGUCCUCCACUUAUGAACCUCUUUGGUUCCUAAAGUCCAAAAGGGGUGGAAUGGAUUUCUACUGUGUUCCAGAAUGACUGUCGGUUCAAUUCCUGCAGGUUCCCUCACAGCAUGAUGCUGCCGCCGCCGUGCAUGAACAUGGGUCAGAACCAGCAGAACCAUCCGUCACCUGCAGUCUCGACAGGCGGAGGAUUUUCAACUAUUAGGGUCACUAACGUUGCUGUGUGGUCAUUAUGGGAUGUUUCACCAUUUUAAUUUAAAAUAGCAAAAAUCAAAUAAAAGUUGUAAUCCUGAAAUUCUGGAUACAGAAACUAGUUUUCAGAAAUAAUCAUCUCAAAUGUUUUAGACUGAAUUUAUUAACCCUUCUGCUAUCCUAGGCACUUUAACAUUGGGAGUGGGGUCAUCUAGACCCACUAGACAGAGCUCUGAACCUUUUUUCUUCAAUGAUUUGUGAU
Oryzias latipes (Japanese medaka) is the source of this 1901-nucleotide messenger RNA. RefSeq names its product RNA-binding protein MEX3B. NCBI's taxonomy places the organism in Eukaryota, Metazoa, Chordata, Actinopteri, Beloniformes, Adrianichthyidae. The record is from RefSeq and is a predicted model, not a curated record. Gene Ontology annotation, molecular function: RNA binding.